Messenger RNA from Telopea speciosissima, 2229 nucleotides. Its product is annotated as histone deacetylase 5. The record is from RefSeq and is a predicted model, not a curated record. Gene Ontology annotation, cellular component: histone deacetylase complex. Gene Ontology annotation, molecular function: histone deacetylase activity. Lineage: Eukaryota; Viridiplantae; Streptophyta; Magnoliopsida; Proteales; Proteaceae. Gene Ontology annotation, biological process: chromatin organization. The transcript is spliced from 14 exons. Bases 61 to 2037 code for a protein of 658 amino acids.
UAAUUAGCUCGUUCGUCUUCUCCUCUCCUUCGAGGUCUUAGUUCUCUGCAACUCUUAGCUAUGGAGGAGGAAUCUGAGAAGAACCAUCACCAGCCUCGAGUGGGUCUUGUCUACGAUGAGAGAAUGUGUACGCAUUCAACCCCAGACGGAGAAGAUCAUCCUGAAAAUCCUCUUCGAAUCAAGGCGAUAUGGGAAAAGCUUCAAUUUGCCGGAAUUCCUCAGAGAUGUGUAGUUUUGUGUGCUAAAGAAGCAGAGGACAGGUAUAUAGCAUCAGUUCACACGCAGAACCAUAUCAAUUUGAUAAGGAAUGUCAGCUCAAAAGAUUUUGAUUCACGAAGGAAGAGGAUUGCUUCAAAACUAAAUUCCAUCUAUCUAAAUGAGGGUUCAUCCGAAUCUGCUUACCUUGCUGCUGGCUCAGUUACAGAGGUGUCAGAAAGGGUCGCUAAAGGAGAACUGAGUUCCGCUGUUGCCAUUGUAAGACCUCCUGGACAUCAUGCAGAGCCAGAUGAAGCUAUGGGGUUUUGUCUGUACAACAAUGUUGCAAUCGCAGCGAGUUAUAUCCUGAAUGAAAGACCUGAAUUAGGUAUUCGUAAAAUCCUUAUUGUGGAUUGGGAUGUCCAUCAUGGAAAUGGCACUCAGAAAAUGUUUUGGAAGGACCCUCGGGUGCUGUUCUUCUCUGUUCAUAGGUUUGACUUUGGAACCUUUUAUCCAGCUGGAGAUGAUGGCACUUACACUAUGGUUGGAGAAGGAUCAGGUGCAGGAUUUAAUAUAAAUGUUCCUUGGGAGCAUGGUCGAUGUGGUGAUGCUGAUUAUUUCGCAGUCUGGGACCAUGUCCUCAUUCCUGUGGCCAGGGCUUUCAAUCCAGACAUGAUUCUGAUCUCAGGAGGAUUUGAUGCAGCCAUUGGUGAUCCUUUAGGGGGCUGUCGUGUCACGCCAUAUGGAUAUUCUGUUAUGAUGAAAAAGCUGAUGGAGUUUGCCAAUGGAAAGAUUGUGAUGGCCUUAGAAGGAGGAUACAAUCUUGACUCUUUAGCAAAUUCAGUACUUGCAUGUGUUAAAACUUUGCUGGGAGACAUGCCCAUUGUUGGAAGUUCAGAGGCCUACCCAUUUGAGUCUACAUGGCGUGUAAUACAAGCGGUUCGUCAAGAAUUAAACACAUUCUGGCCCACACUUGCUGAUGAAUUACCAAAGAAGUUAUUACUCGCCAGUAACAAAACAUCACCAACUAUUUUGAUAUCAAGUUCUGAUUCUGAUGCUGAGGAUGAUGCGGUACCAAACAUUCAGUCUGUAAAUCUUGUGGAGACUGUUCAGGAUGUUAUGCAACCCUUGUCAAUGCUCAAAGUUGACCAAGAUGGUCAAGAUCAACUAGUCGAUGGCUCUGUUCCAUGGAGACCUGUCUUUUCGAAAAUUGAUAUUUGGUAUGCAAGCUAUGGAUCAAAUAUGUGGAGAAAAAGGUUUCUAUGCUAUAUUGAAGGUGGUCAGGUGGAAGGUAUGCAGAUGCAAUGCUCAGGUUCAAUGGAUAAAAGCCCACCAAAAGAAACUUUAUGGAAGACUGUACCUCAUCGUUUAUUCUUUGGGCACUCUCAUACAAGUACUUGGGGUGCGGGAGGGGUUGCUUUCCUUCAUCCUGAAAGCAAUAUUCAUGAGAGAGCUUACAUGUGCUUGUAUAAAAUAACACUGGAGCAGUUCAAUGAUUUAUUGCUUCAGGAGAACGGUCCCAGUCGGCACAUGAUAUCUCCCUUGUUUGACUUAAUUGCUUUACAAUCUGUUGUGACCAACAAGUCUGUUCUUCUGGAGGUUCUUAAGGGUAGCUGGUAUUCAAAUGUUGUUUGUGUGGGAAAGGAGGGUGAUCUUCCCAUACUGACUCUGACGUGUCCGAUUUCGCAUAUUGAGAACUUCAAAUCUGGAAAGUUUCCAAUGCAUGAUACUCCAUCUAAAGAAUAUGCAAACACCUUGGUUAAAGGUCUUGUAGAAGGGAAACAACUCUCAGAAGCAGAAGCCAUGGCUUACAUUGAUGAUGCUUCUGCUAGACCAAUGUGAUUGAUUCAACUGCUCCGUUUUGUAUAUCCUAGAAACAAAUUUCCCCAAAAUUAUUAAUCCCUUCUAGUCUUCUAGACACCAUUUUUAAUGCUACACAAAUAUUCUGGACUGAGUCAUUAGAAGAACCGUCCAUCUAAUAUCUUUCCAUUUGCUAGUCAAAGAAAGGUAACUCUAUAUGCUUUGUGACCGUCA